Drosophila yakuba is the source of this 1698-nucleotide messenger RNA. It is a transcript of the gene Ugt35C1, whose product is annotated as UDP-glycosyltransferase UGT5. Gene Ontology annotation, molecular function: UDP-glycosyltransferase activity. Bases 38 to 1591 code for a protein of 517 amino acids. The record is from RefSeq and is a predicted model, not a curated record. Lineage: Eukaryota; Metazoa; Arthropoda; Insecta; Diptera; Drosophilidae. The transcript has 2 exons.
AUUCAAUUAGUCGCUGCAAGAGACUCGUUCGGUAAACAUGAGAUUAUUGGCUGUGAUCGCGAUCGUGUUCUGCGUUUUGAGCGCCAAGCCGCUCGAAACGCAAAGUGCGAAGAUUUUGGCUACGCUGCCGUUUCCGGGUCGAUCUCAGUACAUUUUUGUGGAGACCUACUUGAAAGCCCUGGCAGCCAAGGGUCACCAGGUGACCGUUAUCAAUGCCUUUAAGAACAAGGAGACCCCAAACAUGCGCUUCAUUGAGGCCCUCGGAGCGCACAAAUACGCAGAAGAGAUGAUGAGUUUGCUGAAUGUGCCUCUAUUGUGGCAGCAGCUCAAUGCCAUGGAUUACAUAUUGGACAAAUUCAUCGAGACUACACUGGAUGACGAGGGUGUCAAGAAGCUACUAAACUCUGGAGAAACUUUUGAUCUGGUCUUGGCAGAGAUGCUUCACAUGGAACCGAUGUACGCUUUGGCUCAGCAUUUUAAUGCCACUUUAGUAGGAUUCUCCAGCUUUGGAACUGAUAGCACAAUUGAUGAGGCUGCUGGCAAUAUAUCACCCAUAUCAUACAACCCCUUAGUGACCUCGCCGCGAACAGAUCGAAUGACCUUUCUGGAGCGCUUGGAAAACCACUAUGAUGUUAUUGUGGAGGAGGUUCAUCGGCACUUAGUUCACCUGCCACACAUGAGGGAGGUUUACAAAAAGUAUUUCCCGAAUGCAAAGAAAACCAUGGAGGAAGUCAUGGACAGCUUUUCGUUAAUUCUUCUGGGUCAGCACUUUUCCCUGAGCUAUCCGCGACCCUAUUUGCCCAACAUGAUUGAGGUUGGAGGUAUGCAAAUCUCGCACAAGCCCAAACCGCUGCCAGAAGACAUUAAACAGUUUAUUGAGGAUUCACCACAUGGCGUUAUAUACUUCUCCAUGGGCUCCAAUGUGAAGAGCAAGGAUCUGCCACAGGAAACUCGAGAUACGCUGCUGAGGACCUUUGCCAAACUGAAGCAGCGAGUGCUGUGGAAAUUCGAAGAUGACAAUAUGCCUGGAAAGCCUGCGAAUGUGUUGAUCAAGAAAUGGUAUCCCCAGCCGGAUAUACUGGCUCAUCCCAAUGUAAAGUUGUUCAUCAGCCACGGUGGUCUGUUGAGCAGCACCGAAAGCGUUUACUUUGGCAAGCCGAUUCUGGGAUUGCCGUGCUUCUACGAUCAGCACAUGAACGUGCAGCGUGCCCAGCGAAUGGGUUUCGGAUUGGGUUUGGAUCUGAACAACCUGAAGCAAGAGGAUCUGGAAAAGGCCAUCCAAACGCUGCUCACGGAUCCCAGUUAUGCCAAAGCAGCCUCAGCCAUUUCCGAGCGAUAUCGUGAUCAACCGCAACCAGCCGUCGAUCGAGCUGUCUGGUGGACGGAAUAUGUGAUCAGGCACAAUGGUGCUCCCCACCUGCGAGCAACUUCCCGCGACCUUAACUUCAUUCAACUCCACAGCUUGGACACUUUGGCUGUGAUUGUGGCAGUACCUCUACUAGUCGCCCUGAUAAUCCUAAAGUUAUCUUGUAAAUUACUUGGGGGCAAGAAACAGAAGUGCCCACAUGCUGAUAAGCUUAAGAAACAUUAGAGGCUAUGUGUAUGUAUUUGUUUGUUGUUUACAGUUUUAAGAGCCUAGUUUUCUUAUCAGACUUAUCUAGUAAUACUAUCACUGAAAUUAUAUUUCUUAUUGCCUAA